UAUGCGCGUCGGCGGCGGCGUCGCGUGAGUCUUGUGUAAACGCAGCUGUUUCGCGUCGGCGGCGUCGCGUGAGUUGUUUUAACGAGUUGUUCGCUCGGUGGCGCCGCGUCUGUCCGGUUCCACGAGCGCUGCAGCUCUGAAUCUUGGCUACUGCUGCAGAGAGUGAUUGGAUUCGACUCGCGCCGCGUCGACGGCGUCGCACAGCCUCGCAGACGCGUGGUAUUACACCGCCUUUGCAAUAGCUAUGACGCUCGAGCAGUAAGCUUAUUUUUAUCUUUGCCAGGCCUCCCCAGUCCAAAAAACCAGCCCGAGCGAGCGGCGCUAUAGCAGUUCUGCGCAGCCAGACGCUGCCUAAAGACUCCCGAUAAUUGCGUGGAACCGUCUGCUUCACGUCGUCAGGCGCGCGAGCCCUGCACUCCCUGCAAAAGAAAAGUGGGUACAGCUCAAGCAAGCAAUGCAAUACCUCCAGCGCAGCCGCCCGCACGAGUACGCCGGCGUGCGCGGCCCCCGGCCGCGGCCGCCCUGGCGCGAGCUGCAGCGACGGGACCCGAUCCAGUUCUUCCGGCUCCAGGCGAGCCGGGCCUUCGCCAUUUCACACAGCGCCCGGGACGUGGGCCGCACCGUGCGGUCGUCGAAGCGCAAGUUUGAUUGGAGGUUUAGCUUGGGGCCCCGCGGGUCAGAAAAAGUCGUGGAGCUGUACAUUUCGGUCGUGAGCGGCAAGCGGUUGCUCAUGUAUGAUGGUGUUGAAAUCCUGAACAUCACGUCCUCAAAGGACAAGCUCCACCACGAGUGGCGUAUUGACGGCGCCCACACGUGUAAGCUGGCGGCGGUCUACGACAGCUUCGAGCUGUCGAUUGAUACGGUCCCGUUCCACCAGCUGCCGCAGCGCCAGACGUGCACCGCGGCCGAGGCCGACCGGCUGGACGCUCGUAGUAGCGAGACGGCGCAGCGCAUGGCCGCCGCCGCGACCACCCCGCCGCCACCAACGGAAGAGGACCUCGAGCAGCUCGCGAAAUGCGUUAUGUACGCCGACGCGCGGUGCACACGCGAAAACGCCCUCAAGUUCCUCGCGAAACGCAAUUUCGACCCCGAGCAGGCGGCGCAAGCCUACACGGCGAUGCGCGACGCCACGCCGGACCAGUUGGGGGAGGACGCCUUCGUCGAGGAGGGCGACCGGAGCGACUCGCCGAUCAAGCAGAUCUCGGCGCCGCCACCUAUCCCGCCGCGGUCGCCGGAGCUGCAACCGCGGCCCCUCGUCGCGCGCGGCGGCACCGUGACGCUCGCCGACGGGACCGUCAUCCACUCGUCGAUGGCGCCCGCGCUGCCGCCUCGUUCUACCUUGCCGCCCGUGCCGUCGGCGUCGGGCGACCUGCUGGGUUUUUCGUGAUCUCAGUGGUGUUUAUAAUUUUGCUAUUAUGUCCUCCAUGUUCAUUGUCAGGCUUACAGAGGUUUACGUUCGUGCGAGGCGGGGAGCGGGGGAGCGA
Molecule: messenger RNA, 1484 nt
Organism: Pelagomonas calceolata
Lineage: Eukaryota; Pelagophyceae; Pelagomonadales; Pelagomonadaceae
Source: the annotation of a GenBank genome assembly